Molecule: messenger RNA, 2143 nt
Organism: Apis cerana (Asiatic honeybee)
Lineage: Eukaryota; Metazoa; Arthropoda; Insecta; Hymenoptera; Apidae
Source: RefSeq, a predicted model, not a curated record
UUACGUUAAACGAUAAAUCGAUCGGCUAUUUCCACAUCGAUUGUAAGAUAAAAUACACCCUUGUAUCGUCGAGCUUACAAGAAAGUAAUCCAUCUCUCAUCGAUAUAUAUAUAUAUUAAUUAUUAUUGCAUAAAGAAAUGAUAUAGUAAUAUCGUUCACGCAUGAAAUAUGCAAAAUUGAUCGGUCUUAUAUCAAUUGAAUUAGGGCAAAAAGCGUUUAUGGAGAGAAAGUAUAAAUGACAUCGGGCACGGUGUGUGCCUGUUAGUCGUCACGAGCUGCACGCACGAUGCAUUACCCUCUGCACAUCGUUGUGGUGUUGACGAGCCCAUGGAUCCUUCAGGACUACGUGCACGCGGCGAAAAAUGGUCUAAGUGCCGAAGUGCUGACGUCUUUCGCCAGAAACAUCGCCUCGGUCCUAUCGACGACUUUGCUCAGCGAAGACUUACCUGUGAACCAAUCGAGCGGUAACCUUCUGAAAAGAAUUCAAGAUGCGCAGCCAUCGUUGGAGAUCGCCACCAAUCAGUCAGAAGGAUCGGAGACCCCAUCGAAUGCCUCUUUCAGUCGCUACCCUCGAUCUUCUUCAAACGAAGAAACAGUAUUCCAGAAUCCUUACGUGACAAAUCCUCCACGUUAUUCAAAAUAUCACGAAUCGGUAUCCUCCUAUAAACCGUACGAAUUCGCCGUGAAUUCAAGAAUUCCUUACAACAAGGUGAACACACCUGGAAACCUUAAUAUGAUCAAUACCAAAGAAAAUUCUGUCAACGAAGACGUUAAUCCACCUCCUCUCCAUUAUCCUUCUCCUGGAUUCAGAUACAAACCCGAACCCGUCGAUCCAUUGUCUAAUUCAAAUCACUAUGCCCGAUUAGCGGAUCUUCACUAUCAUCGUCUCUCGACUCAGAGACCUGUCGAUCCUGGACAACAUUCGACAACGCCCGAACAAGAGAUUAACACGGAUGAAAACGAGAAUAUUAAUCAGAUUGCCAGGAUAACUCGAAGACCGUAUAAUCUCAAUUAUCGUGGCUCCUUUCAUAAUUCUUAUUAUACACCUGGUUUUCAAGGGUACCCAGAGUUAUAUCCUCGCGAGAGGCCCGUGGAAAGUGAGGAUCGAUACGUGACUGAUGGGCGAGAUGAAAGCGAUCCAUCUAGAUUGGAAGAUCAGAAUCAAGUUCAAACUGCGUUAGGGGGAUACGAUUACGGCCCUCGUUUCCAUUAUGGUUUACCUCCAUAUCACGACGCUUUCUAUCACGGAUUUCCUGGAUUCUAUCCCCGCCCCUACAACGACACUUUUCACUCGGGAUACAACAACAAAGAGACACAAAGUGAUGGCAAUGGAACCGGUCCACAACCAUACGGUCCACCAUUUUAUCACCAUCCUAGGUUCGGUCCUCACCAACGACCAUUCUAUCCAAAUUUCUACGGAAGACCUGUUCAACCGCCGCAGAAUCCGGCUGAUAAUCAAGAAAAUUCCGAACAAAUCGUUACACCAGAAAAUGGACGAGGUAACAAUGCCACGUAUCACGGAUAUCCGCCAUUUGGAUAUCCGCCAUAUCCUUAUUACGGCCCUCAUUACGGGGGUUUCAAUUUGCACGGUUAUCCUCUCACGGUGCCAUUCUUCGGUGGACAUCGUUUCGGACAUGGAUUCCACGAUCACCUAUUCUCGGGGAUCAAAUCCGUCCCUUAUUUGAAUUUUUAUCAUCACUUUCCAUCGGUUCAUUGGCAUCCCCCAUAUGGAUAUCAUCAUUACGACCAUCGACCCGCGACGACGACUGAGAAGCCCGCAGAAAAGACUGUCAACGAAAACUCUGAGGCAUCAGCUUCUAACAGCGAGACUGAAAUGUUGUCCGAGAUUAAAUCUUCGGAAAGGAGUCGAUCUUCGCCUUCAAGAGGAUACAAAAAACGCUCUGGAUUCGUUACCAAAGAGAGCAGCAAAGUAGCCAAGGAUCGAAUAGUGAUGUAAUAGUAGUGGACUGUAACUACCGAUUAAUUUAAGUGAUUAAUUUAAUAUAAGGGAAAAAAGAUAUAUUGCUAUUAUUUGUCCUAUCAUUUGUACGUAUUGUAUCUUCUUUCUUUCCUGGUAAUUUCCUUUAAAAAAAAAAUAGAUGAACCUAUAUCUAAAUAAUCUAAAUAAACCAUCUAUCCAAAA